UGGCAGUUCAUGAAUUUCAUGAUCAAAAUAAUGACGUUUUCUUCCUAAACAUAACCUCGAAUCUCGAAUUUACUAUUUAGUAAUUAUGUUAUUAUUAUUAUUUGCUGACUAGGUAAUAAGUACAAAUUUCUUUAAUCAAAAAUGAUGAAAAAAAGGCACAAGUAUAAAUAUCAGAAAUGUGAUGAUGAAAGUGAAGAAGAAACAGAAUUAUUUGUUAAACCGAGGACGCCCAGAAAGGAAAUUCCUACCGUUGAAAAAACAGUUCAAGAAGGAGACACCUUACAGUCCUUAGCUAUUCGGUAUUGCUGUACUAUUGAAGACAUCAAGCGGCUAAAUAACAUACACAAGGAAAAUGAAAUAUAUGCAAGGAACACUAUUAAAGUACCAGUUAAACCAUUCUCAGAAGCUUUAGCUCCAGUUCACAUAAGUGGUUCUACAACACCUGAGAAUAAACUGAUUGACAUUGAAUCUCCCAAAAUCAAUGUGAUUGAUCUCAAUUUAAAAAUAGAAGAAAAAUCCGCUACACCCAAACCAGAGGUGAAUGAGAUUAUAUUCAACAGCCAAAUUGCACAGAAAUCCACUGAUGCUAACUUGGAUGAAGUUGAUGUAAUAGAUGAUGAGCAAGUGCAGCUCCUACCAACUAAAUCAUCUGACUUUGUAGGAACAUUGUUGAAUUGUAAUGGAACUGAUGGAGACAUUUCUUUUGUUGGAUUAAUUAUUUUUAUUGUAGUUUUAAUAUUUGCUGUUCCCUUAAUUUAUGUAUUUUAUAUAGCAGAACACCUUGAGAAUUAUCAUCACCACCAAACAUGAUACUCUUCAUUUUUUUAAUGAUUGUGAUACCAGAAAAAUAGAGGUGUAGUGUUUUCAAUCAGUACUAAAUCUGAACAUAAAAUGUAUAAAUUCAUGGACUAUAGGCAUGGCGAUGCUUAAAAAUAUUUAAAUUGAGUUUUUCAUUGUUGAAAAUAUGUUUACUUUAUCAGGUUGUUAUUUAUAUUUAUUCAUGUUUAUUUAAUGUAUUGAUCAUCUUUUAUAUAUGGAACCAGUGAAAAUUGAACUAUUUUUACAAAAUAUAUAUAUGAGAAAUA
Coccinella septempunctata (seven-spotted ladybird) is the source of this 1085-nucleotide messenger RNA. Its product is annotated as lysM and putative peptidoglycan-binding domain-containing protein 3. Lineage: Eukaryota; Metazoa; Arthropoda; Insecta; Coleoptera; Coccinellidae. The coding region runs from base 142 to 810 and encodes 222 amino acids. The record is from RefSeq and is a predicted model, not a curated record. The transcript has 3 exons.